This is a messenger RNA of Aegilops tauschii subsp. strangulata, 2250 nucleotides long. The record is from RefSeq and is a predicted model, not a curated record. NCBI's taxonomy places the organism in Eukaryota, Viridiplantae, Streptophyta, Magnoliopsida, Poales, Poaceae.
AUGGUAUCAGACGACGCGUUCGAUCCGUGCCGUGCUUCCGCUUCCUCUGCCGCCGCCGCAUCGGCCUUCGCCGCCGUGCCGCCUCCGUCAACCCCGGCGACGGAAUCGCCGUUCAUGGCGUCCGCUCCGCUCGCCUGGGCCCGUCCGGCCCCAUCGGGAUCGCACCCGCCAGCACCCCGAUCGCCGCUCGCCCGUGAUGCGUCGCUUCCUCGUGAUGCAGCCCUGGCGUCGAACUCCUAUGAUCCAGCGCAGCCACCCCGUGAUGGAUCUCUGGAGGUAAACUACGGUGCCUCUAUGCGGCUUCCGUACGGUGCGCCGCCGCCGGCUUCAGGCCUUCGUGGUGCCCCCGUCCAGGUGCCCUACGGCGGGCCGUAUCCAGCGCCGUACGUCGCUCCGUCGUCGCCGUACGUCGCGUCGGCGCCGUAUGCUUCGUCCUCCGUGGUGCCCUAUGAGUUGCCGUAUGGCGCGCCCUACGCUGCCCCUGUGCCGUACGUCGCGCCGCUGCAGCCCUACGGCCUCUCCGCACCGGUGGCUGAACCAGGACCUUUCCACUUUGCUCACCUGGUGACGGUGAAGCUCUCUGCUGACAACUACCUCCUGUGGCGCGCUCAGGUGUUGCCGCUGAUGCGUAGUCACUACCUUGAGGGGUAUGUCGAUGGUACGCUGCCGUGUCCCCCGGCCAUGGUUCCGGUGCCGUCGGCCGCUGGUGGCUCCGUCAUGGUGUCCAACCCUGCUCAUCGUCGGUGGAUCGCUCAGGAUCAAGCUAUUCUGGGUGCCAUUCAGUCCUCGCUCACACCCUCCGUGGCCGGCAUGGUGGUCUUUGCCGCGACGUCGAGGGAUGCAUGGGCCACGCUCGACUCCAGCUUUUCCUCGCAGUCGCUGACCCGUUCCUCUGCCAUUCGUAACCAGCUGGGUGAGGUCAAGAAAAAUGACCUCUCCGUCACGGCCUUCUUCAACAAGGUCAAAAGUUUGGCUGAUACACUGUCGUCUAUUGGGAAGCCCCUCUUCGUGAUGAGGAGUUUACUUCGUUCAUUCUCAAUGGGCUUGAUGAGGACUAUGAUUCUCUCGUUGAAAACAUUAAUGGACGUGACACACCGAUGCCGCCUCGCGAUCUCUAUGCACGCCUUCUCAACACCGAACAGAGGCUCGCUGCUCGCCGCUCCGUUGGCGUCUACACGGAGGGCCCUUCUGCAAACGCUGCUCUCCGCGGGGGCGCCCGUGGUGCCAAGCAGAAGGCGCCGCCGACCUCAGGGCAAUGAGAAGCAAGCUGCUCUCGCUACACCGGAUCCCGGGUUCACUCCUUCAUACUCGGUGGAUCCUGCCUGGUACAUGGAUACGGGCGCUACGGACCAUUUGACGAGUCAGCUUGACAAGCUGGCCACUCGCCAGCCCUACGCCGGUCACGACCAGGUCCGCACGGCCAAUGGAUCAGGGACUGGACGAGGCGCUCGACUUGAGCUUCUGGAUGAUGAUAUGGCCACAACUGCGCCAGUUGCUGCUACGCCGGAUGAGGCGCUCGACGAGGCUGCCCCCGCCACUACCCCGCUUGACCCCGACGUCGAUCACGCGUGCAUGCCCCAUGCACGAGGAUCCGACGGGGUGACCAAGUCGCCGGGGCCAGCGGCCUCGCUGUCGCCUGGGCCGGCCGAACCUGCGGAGCUGUCGGCCGACCGGCUGGACCCGCGGCGCUCUCCCCUGAGCCGGAGGCCUUGCAGGUCACCGAGUCUUCGUCGCCUGCGACCUGAGGUGACUAUGUACAUUCUGGUAUAUGUUGAUGACAUCAUCCUUGUCAGUUCGUCUGCUUCUGCUACGGAUCGGCUUGUGUCCUCUCUUGGUGCUGAGUUUGCUGUUAAGGAUCUUGGGAGACUGCAUUAUUUUCUGGGCCUAGAGGUUCUUCAUUCUGAUGGUGGCUUGACUCUUACUCAGAAGAAGUACUCUCAGGAUCUCCUGCGUCGUGCCGGUAUGUUGCAGUGCAAGUCUGCUACGACUCCCAUGUCUGCUACAGACAAACUGACAGCUCUUGCUGGUGACUUGCUUGCUCCUGAGGAUGCCACAGAGUACGCAGCAUUGUGGGUGGACUGCAGUACUUGCUCAUUACUCGACCAGACAUAUCAUUUGCAGUUAACCGUGUGUGCCAGUAUCUUCAUACACCACGUGCUCCUCACUGGUCAGCUGUUAAGCGCAUCUUGCGCUAUGUUCGUCACACUGGUUCAUAUGGUCUCCAUCUUCAGCCUGCGCGUUCUGGACUGA